GAAAUCAUUGGACGUGUAAUCUACAACCCAAGAACCGCCUCUGAGAUGAAUAUCCCAAAGAUAUAAGAGACCCGCGAAUCCACGAUUUCCGACUUUCGAUCCAAAUCAGGAAAAGAAAAAGAAAAGUCCAACAAGUCUCAACCAAACAAAAAACCUCAAAAUCAAUCUCGCAAUUCGCAAUCACAAACAGUUCCCACAUUUUUUGAAACACUGAUCUUGGGUUCCCAUGGGAUCUUUGAAGACCGAGGAGGAGCUAGAAGUGAUCGGAGAAGUCUCAAAAGAUGCUAUUCUGUAUGUUAACGGAGUCCGUAAAGUGCUCCCUGAUGGUUUAGCCCACUUAACUCUGCUCGAGUAUCUUAGAGAUGUAGGUUUAACAGGAACGAAGCUUGGCUGUGGUGAAGGAGGUUGUGGGGCAUGCACUGUCAUGGUUUCUUACUUGGAUCAAAAUUCAAAGAAAUGCGUGCACCAGGCAAUCAAUGCUUGCCUGGCUCCAUUGUAUUCUGUUGAAGGAAUGCAUGUAAUCACAGUGGAAGGUUUAGGGAAUCACAAAUUUGGUUUGCAUCCAGUUCAGGAAUUAUUAGCACGUAAUCACGGGUCACAAUGUGGAUUUUGCACACCUGGAUUCAUCAUGUCCAUGUACGCGCUGUUAAGGUCUAGCAAAACAACUCCCACUGAAGAGCAAAUUGAAGAAAGCCUUGGAGGAAAUUUAUGUCGAUGCACUGGUUAUCGACCUAUUCUUGAUGCAUUUCGUGUCUUUUCCAAGACUAAUGACUUAUUAUACACGACCAAUUCUGUUUCAUCACAAACAGAUGGUGAGUUUGUUUGCCCUUCAACUGGUAAACCGUGUUCUUGUGGAUCAAAAACUGUCAAAAAAGGCGAUAUUUGCCACGAUUAUAAACCUGUUUCUUAUAACGAAAUUGAUGGAAGUUCAUACACAAACAAAGAAAUCAUAUUCCCACCUCAGCUUUUAAUGAGGAAACCAAGAUAUCUAAGCUUGAAUGGUUUUAAUGGGAUCAAAUGGCAUAGGCCAUUGGAGCUAAAACACGUUUUAGAGUUAAAAUCAAGAUUCCCUGAUGCAAAAUUAGUUGUGGGAAACACCGAAGUUGGAAUAGAAACUAGGUUAAAAAAACUUCAUUACCCGGUUUUUGUAUCCGUGACCCAUGUACCCGAACUUAAUAUUUUGACCAUUAACGAUGAUGGAAUGGAGAUAGGAGCUGCUGUUAGGCUUUCAGAGCUUCAAAAGUUGUUAAAAAAAGUUGUCAAUGAGCGUUCUUCUCAUGAAACAUCAUCUUGUAAGGCGAUCAUUGAACAAAUAAAAUGGUUUGCUGGAACUCAGAUAAGAAAUGUUGCAUCUGUUGGUGGGAAUAUAUGUACUGCAAGUCCGAUUUCAGAUUUGAAUCCUCUUUGGAUGGCUUCAAAAGCAAAGUUUAAAAUUGUUGACAUUAAUGGAAACAUUAGAACCACUUUAGCUGAAAAUUUCUUUUUGGGAUAUCGAAAAGUGGAUUUGGGGAAAAACGAGAUUCUUUAUUCGGUUUUUCUUCCAUGGACUCAAAGGUUUGAGUAUGUCAAAGAAUUUAAACAAGCUCACAGAAGAGAAGACGAUAUUGCCCUUGUAAAUGCUGGAAUACGUGUUUUUCUUGAAGAAAAAGAUCAGAAAUGGAUUGUUUCUGAUGCAUGUGUUGUUUAUGGUGGUGUUGCUCCUGUUUCUCUAUCAGCUGUAAAAACAAAAGCUUACCUAAUCGGGAAGCCAUGGAAUAAGGAAAUGGUGGAAAAUGCCAUGGAAAUCUUGAAACAGGAUGUUGUGAUUUCAGAAGAUGCGCCAGGUGGCAUGGUGGAGUUUCGUAAAUCUUUAACUUUAAGUUUCUUUUUCAAAUUCUUUUUGUGGGUAUCUCAUCAAAUGAAAGGUCAAGAUUUCUUUGAAGAACCCAUACCCAUUUCCCAUUUAUCAGCUAUUGAGCCGUUUCAUCGGCCAUCUGUAAUGGGUAGUCAAGAUUAUGAAAUCACAAAACAGGGAACUUCUGUGGGGUCCCCUGAAGUUCAUAUGUCAGCUAGACUUCAGGUAACAGGAGAGGCUGAGUACACAGAUGACACCCCUAUGCCACCUGGCGGUUUACAUGCUGCUAUGAUAUUAAGCAAGAAGCCUCAUGCUCGUUUGCUUUCAAUUGAUGAUUCCGGUGCCAGAUCAUCACCUGGAUUUGCCGGAAUAUUUUUUGCCAAAGACAUUCCGGGAGAUAAUGCCACUGGCCCUGUUGUUGAAGAUGAACAAGUCUUUGCUUCUGAUAUUGUCACUUGUGUUGGCCAGGUUAUAGGAGUCGUUGUUGCUGAUACUCAUGAAAAUGCGAAACUUUCAGCAAGAAAAGUGGUCAUUGAAUAUGAAGUUUUACCACCGAUCUUAUCCAUAAAAGAUGCUGUAAACUCCAAAAGUUUUUUUCCAAAUUCGAAUAGGAUAUUAAGUAAAGGGGAUGUUGACCUCUGUUUUGAGUCAAACCAAUGUGAUAAAAUCAUCGAGGGCGAGGUUCAUGUUGGUGGCCAAGAACACUUCUAUUUGGAGCCACAAAGUUCAUUCGUUUGGACCAUGGAUGGUGGCAAUGAGGUUCACAUGAUCUCAUCGACUCAAGCACCACAAAAGCAUCAAAAGUAUGUUGCCCAUGUGCUCGGUCUCCCGAUGUCAAAAGUGGUUUGUAGAGUGAAGCGAAUUGGCGGCGGAUUUGGCGGGAAGGAGACGAGAUCGGCUUUUUUUGCUGCGGUGGCGGCGGUCCCCGCAUACAUUUUGAACCGACCCGUGAAACUUACAUUGGAUAGGGAUGUAGACAUGAUGAUAUCCGGUCAGCGACAUAGUUUUCUUGGAAAGUACAAGGUUGGGUUCACAAAUGAAGGAAAGGUGGUUGCUUUAGAUCUUGAAAUCUAUAACAAUGGAGGGAAUUCACUUGAUUUGUCUCAAGCGAUACUUGAACGUGCAAUGUAUCAUUCGGAUAAUGUUUAUGAGAUUCCAAAUGUUAGAGUUUCCGGAAGUGUUUGUUUCACUAAUUAUCCUAGUAACACUGCUUUUAGAGGGUUUGGUGGGCCCCAAGGUAUGUUGGUUACUGAAAAUUGGAUCCAAAGAAUUGCCAUGGAAGUUAAGAAAAGUCCCGAAGAAAUCAGAGAAAUGAAUUUUAUUGGUGAUGGGUCAAUAUUACACUUUGGUCAACAAAUUCAAGACUGUACUUUGCAUCGGCUAUGGGAUGAACUCAAGAAAUCUUGCAACUUCUUGAAAAUUCGAAGUGAAGUUGAUGAGUUUAAUCUUCAUAAUCGAUGGAAGAAACGUGGAAUUGCUAUGGUUCCAACUAAAUUUGGUAUUUCAUUUACUACAAAGUUUAUGAACCAGGCAGGUGCGCUUGUUCAAGUGUAUACAGAUGGAACUGUGUUGGUGACACAUGGCGGUGUUGAGAUGGGCCAGGGUUUACAUACAAAAGUUGCUCAAAUUGCUGCUUCUGCCUUUGAAAUUCCACUUAGUUCUGUAUUUAUUUCAGAAACAAGUACUGACAAGGUUCCUAAUGCGUCUCCAACAGCAGCUUCAGCCAGCUCGGAUAUGUAUGGUGCAGCAGUUUUGGACGCGUGUAACCAAAUAAAAUCAAGAAUGGAGCCGAUUGCAUCCAAGAAACAACACACUUCUUUCAAGGAGUUGGUAAACACAUGUUAUUGUGAGCGUAUAGAUCUUUCUGCACACGGGUUUCACAUUGUCCCUGACAUUGGGUUCGAUUGGACAACUGGAAAAGGUAAUCCAUUCAGGUACUUCACAUACGGGGCUGCAUUUUCCGAGGUUGAAAUCGACACAUUGACCGGAGAUUUCCACACAAGGGCUGCUGAUGUCAUCUUGGACCUCGGAUUCUCCAUCAAUCCAGCCAUUGAUGUUGGACAGAUUGAAGGAGCAUUUGUGCAAGGUAUGGGAUGGGUGGCUCUUGAAGAGCUGAAAUGGGGAGAUGAAGCUCAUAAAUGGAUUCAACCUGGUUUCUUGUUUACAUCUGGUCCUGGAAAUUACAAGAUUCCAUCUGUCAAUGAUGUUCCUUUCAAAUUCAAGGUUUCCCUAUUGAAGGAUGCUCCAAAUGACAAGGCGAUACAUUCAUCAAAAGCUGUUGGUGAACCUCCAUUCUUUCUUGCUUCGUCUGUGUUUUUUGCCAUUAAAGAUGCGAUUAUAGGUGCAAGAGCUGAAUCAGGGUUUCAUGGCUGGUUUCCUCUUGACAAUCCUGCAACUCCUGAGAGAAUCCGGAUGGCUUGUGCUGAUGAGUUCACAGCUCCAUUUGCCAAAUCUGAUUUUCGACCCAAACUUAGUGUUUAGUAAGCAUUCCAUCAAGUUAACACAUAACACAUGAGGUGGAUGCUUGUUUUUCGUGCAUAGUACUACUAUUUGUACAUUAAUUUGUAUAUUUAUAUAAGAAAUCUAUUCUGAUUAUUAGCUUUUAUAAACUUGGUGAAAGAAAUGUAAUGUGAAGAUAUAGUUCUUCUGUAUGUUUGAAAGUCUCUCAAUCCAG
Molecule: messenger RNA, 4508 nt
Organism: Lactuca virosa
Lineage: Eukaryota; Viridiplantae; Streptophyta; Magnoliopsida; Asterales; Asteraceae
Source: the annotation of a GenBank genome assembly